Molecule: messenger RNA, 1401 nt
Organism: Penicillium cosmopolitanum
Lineage: Eukaryota; Fungi; Ascomycota; Eurotiomycetes; Eurotiales; Aspergillaceae
Product: wax synthase family protein
Exons: 1
Coding region: 1-1401 (466 amino acids)
Biological process (GO): lipid metabolic process
Source: RefSeq, a predicted model, not a curated record
AUGGCUGAUCCACGUCAUGGUUCCUACAGGGAUCUUGUCCGACAGCAUGGAGAGGAACUCGAGGCACUAUUGCAACAGGGAAUUUUCAAGCCGGUUUUCCUCUACCAAGCUGUGAUCUUCAACCUUCUACCAUUGCUUGGUCUGAUUGUACCCCGCCACCGGGGCGGCAGAUAUAUUCGAUCCGCCAUCUUUGCCCUAACCCUGGGUUUUGCCCUUCAGAUUUUUCAAAGCCACCGCGCUCACUUGGGUGGCAAUGGCUACAUGAUUGGACUUAUCGCCGCAUGGUCACUCAUAUGGAGUGCCGGAAUUUUAGUAUUCACCGACAUCGAAAAAGAUUUUCAACGCAUUGAACGAACGACGAUUGCCGAGAGUGAAUCAACAAAAGUGGCGACUUUGAAUACAUCUGGACAUGUCCAGUCCAAGCCCAAUGGCAAAGACGGGAAAAGGGAGAUAUUCCAAUGGCAGCCCUAUCCUCGUAAACUAUCCCAUCGUCUUGGGUGGUGCGCAGGUUUGCUCUUCAGCUUGCGAGGACCCGAGUGGAACUGGCGAGCUCCUCAUCUUGGACCACUUCCUCAGUCCGUGCAUUCCCAACUACAUGCUGGAUUCGGCUCCAAUAAGUUUAAGUUCCAGGCAAAAGACGAUUCCACAUAUCCCAGCGCGAACCAUCGUCUCAGGCAUGCGUUCCGUACAUUUCUGAUAUCUUACCUCCUUCUGGACUGUUUGAAAUCAGUCAUGAUGCGAGACCCCUACUUUCGAGGAUCGGCCAUUACAGAUUCGCCACCGUUUCCACUCUCCUAUUUCCAGCCAUUUCCUAUUCUCAUUCGUUUCUACCAUGUUUUCAUCAGCGCUAUGGGCGUUUAUGUUGCCUUGAACUUCGUAACCUCAUUGAGCCCCAUUGUUUUCCUUGGGCUGUCUCUGGCUUUCCCCAAUGCAUUCAGAAAACUGGCGGCGGCUCCCCUUGAUGCAUCUUGGCUAUAUGCAGACUCCUUUGGGCCUUUUCUUGAACCUCUUCUAGACCACGGACUCGCUGGCUGCUGGGGACGUUGGUGGCACCAGCUCUUCCGCCACGGUUUCACAAUGACCGCUGGGUGGAUUUUGUCUCUUCUUCCAGCCAAAUUGGCACAGAAUGUGCAGCUAAGACGCAUCGUUCAUAUCAUUGUUUCGUUCUCACUUAGUGGGUUCAUACAUGCCUGUGGCAGCUAUACCCAGUUCACUGCUACCCGACCCUUCUCCGGGCCAUUCCUGUUCUUUUUUAUGCAAAGCGUCGGAGUCAUUGGUGAAUAUAUUUUUAAGGCGGUGGUUUUCCCAAAGCUUCCGCUUCCUACACCCCGAAAAAUCUUCGGAGGGCCGGGAAUGCAAUUUUUGUUCUAUCCUGGUUGCUGUUUUCAGGAGCCCGCAUAG